CUCCAUCUUUCUUUAUUCUCUAUGUUCUUUCAUCCUGUUUACGCUUCUUCCAUUUCUCAUAGUUCAGCAUCGGUCAUUACUGCCAUAUCACAUUAGAAAAAGAACAUUCAGAAAAAACUGUCUUCAACCAUGGUCGAUCAUCGUGAUCACUCGCCUCAGCCCUAUCCGAGCACUCAGAGGCAUCAUCUUCAUCCCAAUCAACAGCCUCAACAGCCACACCACCAGCGCCCACAACCACAUCAACAGCAACGUCCACAGCAUCAACACCUGCAGCCUCCACACCAUUAUCACUACAGUCGUACAUUCCAGGGCCAUCACCACAACCAGGAUAUCCAGGGACCAUUGUCUGCAGGUGUGAUUGAAGGUCAUCAGCGUGCAUUUGCAUUCCCUACUUUCCAUAGUAGUAGCUUGCAUUCACGCGCUACUCGCCCAACACCCCCAUCACCACCAAUGUCUCACUCUAAUUUGAGUGUAUCCGAUAUUCUGGAGCGAUACCAGGAUGCCAGCCAAGACUUUUUAGUAUCGAUUCUCAAUGCCAAGGCUAAAGAAGAUGAGCGUAAGAAGGAAGAAGAGCGGUACAAGACAGAGCAGGUCAGGCUGCAGUACAAGCAACUGGAGCUGGAGCUCGCUCUCGAGAAGCGCCGUGGAUCGCCCCCAGCAGGACGUAUGUAUGCCAGUAAUGGUGCCACGGAGACGGGAGGCGGCAGUGCCAACUACACCGCGCCCUCACCCCCCCAUCGUCCUUCGUAUCCUAUAGCAGGACAGGCAGGUGGUCCAUCUGAAUCGACGCACUCGCAUCAGUAUGGUCGUCCUCACGAUCAUAGCGCACAUGCGGUGACUGAUUCGGCUGAACAGCAACAGCAACAGCAGCCCUCUUCGAUCAAACAUGGUUCAACAAGGCGUCAUCCUUAUCAAUCGGAUACCCACCACAUGCAACCAAGUCCCCAGAGUAGACCUCCAUCACUCAAGAUCAACACCGCGGUUAGACAAAGCUUCCCUAAGCACCGUGUUCCUGUUUCUCCUACGUAUGGUGGACCUGCAUCGGCUCCACCCACAACAUUAGCGCCACUGUCAUUACCAUACUCGCAUGGAGGUCAGUCGAACAAAGGCUCUUCUUCAGCUCGUCAUCAUUAUACCCUGCCAGCAUUGUCUUCAGUCUCGGCGCACUCCUCGCCAGUGGCCAACAUUGAUUAUCAAUCCCAGAUACCGCCACCUAUAACGCCCAAGGAAGAGCAUGUCUCACCCACAUCAAUACUAUCUCCUGCAGUAGGUCAAAAUUUGAAACGCAAGUCGAUUCAUCAUGAAGCCGUCAUGGAUGCGGUACGAGCCAAGGUCAUGCGAAAUGCUGAGCAGAAUCAGCUUCGAGAACGAGAACAACAGCAUCUUCAAAAGAAGGCCAGCUUAGAAUCUGCAAAUCGGCGCAAGGCUCAGCAUCAACAGAGCAGCUCACCAGAAAGAUCCAAGAAAGCAGUUGGUAGCUACAAUAACAACAACAACAGCAAUACUAGCUCAACAUCGGCAGCAACAGCAAUGACCAGUCCUAAGUCAAAGCAUAGCCACGCUUCAACAGCAAGCCCAUCGAAGCAAUCCCCUCCACAUUCCUCUCCUGAAAGUGCUCGGUCAGAAGGACCUCAGCUAGCGCCUAUUCGUCAUUCGGAAUCACCGGCCUCACCUUCGACACCAACCUCAGCUAACGCUGGUUCAGGACCAUCGCGGUCAAGCUCACCUCAUUCAGCCAAAGCAACAACAGAGGCCAGUAAGGCUACGAAUGAAACCUCUGAGAGUGUCAAGUCCUCGCGAAGGGGCAGCCAUCCUGAAUAUGCUAGGGCUUCAGCAGAGGAUGAGGAUCAAGAAAUGACUUCGCCAACAUCCAAGUAUGAAAUGGACCGGACACGUCCAGAUCAAUCAGAGAUUGGAGUCCUAGCUGUUUAGGGUAAAAGAACCUUAUGCGUAUCAACAUCCUUCAAGACGAGAAAAAAAAAAAAACAAAAAAG
Messenger RNA from Lobosporangium transversale, 1994 nucleotides. RefSeq lists its product as hypothetical. Bases 130 to 1932 code for a protein of 600 amino acids. The transcript is spliced from 4 exons. The record is from RefSeq and is a predicted model, not a curated record. Lineage: Eukaryota; Fungi; Mortierellomycota; Mortierellomycetes; Mortierellales; Mortierellaceae.